Theobroma cacao (cacao) is the source of this 753-nucleotide messenger RNA. Its product is annotated as glycine cleavage system H protein, mitochondrial. Gene Ontology annotation, cellular component: glycine cleavage complex; cytoplasm; mitochondrion. The record is from RefSeq and is a predicted model, not a curated record. NCBI's taxonomy places the organism in Eukaryota, Viridiplantae, Streptophyta, Magnoliopsida, Malvales, Malvaceae. Gene Ontology annotation, biological process: glycine decarboxylation via glycine cleavage system; protein lipoylation.
ACCAUACACACCAAAACUUCUCUUACUUCAUUUGCCCUUUUAUAGAUUUGCAGCCAACCAAAGGCAAAAGCCCAUAAACAAGUAAAGAUAACACAAUAACAUGGCACUCAGAAUGUGGGCUUCUUCCACUGCCAAUGCACUCAAAAUCUCUUGUGCCUCCAAAGCUCACCUCUCCCCUGCAUUCUCCCUCUCCAGAUGCUUUUCCACUGUUUUGGAUGGGUUGAAAUAUGCAAAUUCACAUGAGUGGGUGAAGCAUGAAGGUUCAGUGGCUACCAUUGGCAUCACUGACCAUGCUCAGGACCAUCUUGGAGAAGUAGUCUUUGUGGACCUGCCAGAACCUGGUGGUUCAGUCAGCCAAGGCAAAGGCUUUGGAGCUGUGGAAAGUGUUAAAGCAACCAGUGAUGUCAAUUCCCCAAUCUCUGGUGAAGUUGUUGAGGUUAAUUCCAAGCUUACUGAAGCUCCUGGCUUGAUCAAUUCAAGCCCAUACGAAGACGGAUGGAUAAUCAAGGUGAAGCCAAGUAGCCCAUCAGAACUAGAAUCCUUGAUGGGUCCAAAGGAAUACACCAAAUUCUGCGAGGAAGAAGAUGCUUCCCACUAGAACUUUGUACCAUAAUUUCACUUCUGUAACGGAGUAAGGUUUCACAGCUUCUAUGUUAUUCAUAAUUAUCACAGGACAGCAAGCUCCAACUUUGCAAAAAUUUGUUUCCCUUUCUUACAUUAUAUUUUUCAAAAGCCUUUUUCCCUUCUUCUCUA